AUGCGCGGCGAGGGCGGCCAUUGUAGAGGAAGCGUGGACGCGAAGGAUCACAGCGCGUGGGGGUUGGAUUGCCGCUGCCGCCAUCGCCGCGACGACACCAGAUCGAGAGCACUCAACCGCAGUGGGGCCGAGGUUGGAUCUUCCUUCUUCCUGUUCCUAGGGUUUUGCAACGCGUCGAGUACCAGCAGUGGCCGCGCUCUCGUUUCUUGCUCGAGCCAAGCUCCAAUCCGGCUUCUCUCCAGGUGAAAUCUUGAGCCAGUCCCGUUGUGGCAAGGAUUUGAUCCAUGGCGAUGGCGGCCGCGAGCACGUCGAACACGAUUCACCAGGCGCGCAUUUUCGAGCACGGCAGCUCGUCCCCGCGAUGUAAUCUGGGCAGCCCCGUGUACUACCACAGCAGACCCCCUCCAUCGGCGGCAGCGGCGGCGCUGAGGAAGUCGAGCUGCGCGGCGUUCCUCCAAUCGCGCGGGUAUCAGCACGAAGGAUUGAGGAGGUGCUCCACCGCCAUCGAUUUCCUCCGCCCAGUUUCAUUCUCCGAGGGAUUCGAUCAGGCAGUCUCGAGUUCUUUGAUAGCAAGAAGUCCCGGCGAGGCUAGAGCUGGUUGCCGGGGCGUCGUGAGCGCGGUCUUUGAGCGAUUCACGGAGAGAGCUAUCAAGUCCAUCAUGCUCGCCCAGAGGGAGGCCAAGCUGUUUGGAAAGAAGGACGUGGGGACCGAGCAGCUGCUGCUGGGAUUGAUUGCCGAGGAGAGGAAUGGAGAAGGAUUUCUCGGGUCUGGCGUUACCAUCGACCGAGCCAGGGAGGCCUUGAAGAACUUGCUCCAGGAGAGCAAUCAAACGUUUGUCACGUCCGAUAAGCAAGCGUCCGAGAUUCCUUUCUCGAGUGGAAGCAAGAGGGUGUUUGAGGCGGCGCUGGAGCAGUCCAAGAAGAUGGGACAUAACUACAUCACCCCGGAGCAUAUAGCGCUUGCUCUUUUCACGGUGGACGAUGGGGGAGCUACAAAGAUUCUUGACAAGCUUGGAUUGAAAACGCAAAAGCUACAAGCUGAGUCAAUCGUGAGACUACAGGGAGAACUUGCCAAGGACGGAAGAACACCGCCUCCUGCUAUGAGUUUGCCAGCCAAGUCUGGAGCUACAGCGGCUUCGUCAAGCAAGCGUCCUGGUAGAAAAGAAAAAGGUGCUCUCAACGAUUUUUGUGUGGAUCUUACCUUACGUGCUAGUGACGGGAAAAUUGAUCCUGUUAUUGGCCGAGACAGUGAAGUGCAAAGAGUUGUACAGAUUCUAGCAAGAAGAACCAAAAACAAUCCCAUCUUGCUUGGGGAGCCUGGCGUUGGCAAGACAGCGAUUGCUGAAGGCCUUGCCAUACGUAUUGCGAGUGGAAACGUUCCAGAGUUUCUCACGGGGAAGCGAGUGAUGUCUCUGGAUAUGGGAUUGCUUCUUGCUGGAGCUAAGGAGCGUGGUGAACUAGAAUCUCGGGUUACAAGCCUCAUAGAGGAAACGCGAAAAGCAGGCAAUGUUAUACUUCUUAUAGACGAAGUCCAUACGCUCGUUGGGUCGGGUUCUGUUGGUGGAAGAGGUGGAAAUAAUGGGGCAGGCUUGGACAUUGCGAAUCUAUUGAAGCCUGCAUUAGCGAGAGGCGAACUUCAGUGUAUAGGUGCCACAACACUCGACGAGCAUAGAAAACACAUUGAAAAAGAUAAAGCGCUAGCAAGGAGGUUUCAACCUGUUAUUGUAAAUGAACCUAGUCAGGAAGACGCUGUAAAGAUUCUUUUAGGAAUACGUGAUAGAUACGAAGAGUAUCACAAAUGUAGAAUUACACAGGAAGCAGUUGAUGCGGCUGUAUAUUUGUCGUCGAGAUACAUAGCUGAUCGAUACCUUCCCGACAAAGCGAUUGAUUUGAUCGACGAGGCUGGCAGUAGAGCCCGAAUUGAUGCGUUUAAGCGCAGGAAAGAAGAGCGAGUCAGCAUUCUUUCCAAGACACCUAGCGAGUACUGGCAAGCAAUUCGGGCUGUCCAGGCUGCUCAAGAAGCUGCCUUUGUUCCGCAAAGUGCUCUUGGGGACUCGGAGUAUCUUAUUGAAAGUGCUGCAAACACUUUACCAAAGGCUGUAGAUAUCGACCAAGAGUCAGUUUCUUUACCUGUAAAUGAACUAAUGGAAGGGUAUGCACUACUUUUGUUUGUUCUCCGUUUCUUAAGCUUUGUUUCUGUCUGCAGCUCGGUGAUAGUUGGACCUUCAGAAAUAGCAGCUGUGACGUCCAUGUGGUCUGGUAUUCCGAUUGAGCAACUUACCUCGGACGAGCAACUGAAGCUUAUUAAUCUGGAGAAGUUGCUGCAAACGCGUGUUGUUGGCCAAGAUGAUGCAGUGAAUGCCAUAUCGCGAGCAGUUCGCAGGGCACGAGUCGGACUUAAGGAUCCAAGUCGGCCGAUCGCUGCCAUGCUUUUCUGCGGGCCAACCGGUGUAGGAAAAACGGAGCUUACAAAAGCUCUUGCUCAGCACUUCUUUGGAGCCGAGGACGCCAUGAUAAGGUUGGAUAUGAGCGAGUACAUGGAGCGUCAUACUGUGAGCAAGCUUAUCGGUUCUCCUCCCGGAUAUGUUGGAUAUGGCGAGGGUGGAACGCUGACAGAGGCUGUUCGCAAGAGGCCCUUCACUGUUAUUCUCUUGGACGAGAUCGAGAAAGCUCAUCCCGAUAUCUUCAACAUGCUUUUGCAAAUUUUUGAGGACGGUCGCCUUACCGAUUCACAGGGCCGCGUCGUCUCUUUCAGGAACUCGCUUUUGAUAAUGACAUCCAACGUUGGCUCCUCGGCCAUAGCAAGAGGAGGAAGCGGCAAGAUCGGUUUCUCGUUCGCGGAAGGUGGCGACGAAGACUACACAAACCUCAAAGGUCUGGUGAUGGACGAGCUGAAAAACUUCUUCAGGCCUGAGCUACUCAACAGAAUAGACGAAGUGGUUGUCUUCAGAUCGCUAGAGAAAGCUCAGGUCCGUGCCAUUGUUGACAUGAUGCUAGCCGAGACGAAAGAGAGGCUCGCCAAGCGAGGCAUCAAUCUGGAGGUGUCGGAAGCAGCCGUGAAGCUGGUUUGCGACGAGGGCUACGACAAAGCUUACGGAGCUCGUCCCUUGCGGCGAGCGGUCACCAGGAUCAUCGAAGACGCGGUGAGCGAGUCUCUCCUCUCGUCACACUACAGCGAAGGCGAUACAGCGCUGCUAGACCUGGACGCCAGUGGCAACCCGGUGGUAGUCCAGCACUCGAAACCAGAUAGGUGCGACCAUGGCUUGUGCGUCCAGGUGCGAGCUCCAGUCUCGGUUGCUUCCAGCUGAUCUUCACGCGUACAGAAAUAAGAUUCUUGUGAAGAUGAAACAAUACUGUGUAUAGAAUCUAUGGACGAAGAAGGAACCUAUGAAAUGGUACCUUGUAAUGGCUAAAUCGCGCAAAAUUGCAAAGAGA
This is a messenger RNA of Selaginella moellendorffii, 3435 nucleotides long. RefSeq names its product chaperone protein ClpD, chloroplastic. Gene Ontology annotation, biological process: cellular response to heat. The coding region runs from base 285 to 3308 and encodes 1007 amino acids. Lineage: Eukaryota; Viridiplantae; Streptophyta; Lycopodiopsida; Selaginellales; Selaginellaceae. The record is from RefSeq and is a predicted model, not a curated record. Gene Ontology annotation, molecular function: ATP hydrolysis activity; ATP binding. Gene Ontology annotation, cellular component: cytoplasm. The transcript has 11 exons.